CUCCCGGGCGCUGGCUGGCGUCGCUCUUGGCCGUCUCCUGUGCAGAGCGCGACUUCCCGGCUUUGCCGCUGGCCUGAGGAGGAGGAGGAGACUCGGCGGCAUGUCGCCCGCGCUGCCAGAGCUGACGCCUUCCGCAGGUGUGAAGAAAACCCUGCGGGAUGAGAUCGAAGCCCUUCUGCGGGAGAGGAUUAUGGUGCUGGAUGGAGGGAUGGGCACCAUGAUCCAGCGGCAUAAGCUAAGUGAAGAAGACUUCCGAGGUCACGAAUUUAAAGAUCAUGCCAGGCCACUGAAAGGCAACAAUGACAUUUUAAGUGUAACUCAACCCAAUGUCAUUUACCAAAUCCAUAAGGAUUACUUGCUGGCUGGAGCAGAUAUCAUUGAAACGAACACUUUCAGCAGCACUCACGUCGCCCAAGCUGACUAUGGCCUCGAACAUUUGGCCUACCGGAUGAACAAGUGUUCUGCGGCAGUGGCCAGGAAAGCAGCCGAGGAGGUGUCUCUCCAGACAGGAAUCAAGAGGUUUGUGGCAGGAGCCCUGGGUCCAACUAAUAAGACCCUCUCUGUGUCCCCAUCUGUGGAAAAACCAGAUUACAGGAACAUUACAUUUGACGAGCUUGUUGAAGCAUACAAAGAGCAGGCCCAGGGGCUCCUGGAUGGUGGGGUUGAUAUCUUACUCAUUGAAACUAUUUUUGACACUGCGAACGCCAAGGCAGCCUUGUUCGCACUCCAACAACUUUUUGAAGAGGAGUAUUCCCCCCGACCUAUCUUUAUUUCAGGGACAAUUAUCGAUAAAAGUGGGCGAACUCUUUCUGGACAGACGGCAGAGGCAUUUGUCAUCAGUGUGUCUCAUGCAGACCCACUCUGCAUUGGAUUAAACUGUGCUCUGGGUGCAGCUGAAAUGAGACCUUUUAUUGAAACAAUUGGAAAAUGUACAACAGCCUAUGUCCUCUGUUACCCCAAUGCAGGUCUUCCCAACACUUUCGGUGACUACGAUGAAACUCCGCACAUGAUGGCCAUGCAACUAAAGGGCUUUGCUGUGGAUGGCUUGGUCAAUAUAGUUGGUGGGUGCUGUGGUACGACACCAGAUCAUAUCAGGGAAAUUGCUGAAGCUGUGAAAAACUGUAAGCCUAGAGUUCCACCUGCCACUGUUUUUGAACAGCAUAUGUUACUCUCUGGUCUAGAGCCCUUCAGGAUCGGACCGUACACCAACUUUGUUAACAUUGGAGAGCGCUGUAACGUGGCAGGAUCCAGGAGGUUUGCUAAACUCAUCAUGGCAGGAAACUAUGAAGAAGCUCUGAGCAUUGCCAAAGUGCAGGUGGAAAUGGGAGCCCAGGUGUUGGAUAUCAACAUGGAUGAUGGGAUGCUGGAUGGUACAAGUGCAAUGACCAGAUUUUGCAACUUUAUUGCUUCUGAGCCUGACAUUGCCAAGGCGCCCUUGUGCAUUGACUCCUCCAACUUCGCUGUGAUUGAAGCCGGGCUGAAAUGCUGCCAAGGGAAGUGCAUUGUCAAUAGCAUUAGUCUGAAGGAGGGCGAGGGCGACUUCCUGGAGAAGGCUAGAAAGAUUAAGAAGUUUGGAGCUGCUGUGGUGGUCAUGGCGUUUGAUGAAGAAGGGCAGGCGACAGAAACGGAUGCCAAAAUCAGAGUGUGCAUCCGGGCCUACCAUCUACUUGUGAAAAAACUGGGCUUUAAUCCAAAUGACAUCAUCUUUGACCCUAAUAUCCUCACGAUUGGUACUGGGAUGGAAGAACAUAACCUGUAUGCUGUUAAUUUUAUCCAUGCCACAAAAAUCAUUAAAGAAACAUUACCUGGAGCCAGAGUAAGUGGAGGUCUCUCCAACUUGUCCUUCUCCUUCCGCGGAAUGGAAGCCAUUCGAGAAGCAAUGCAUGGGGUUUUCCUUUACCAUGCCAUCAAGUUUGGUAUGGACAUGGGGAUAGUGAAUGCCGGAAGCCUCCCUGUGUAUGAUGAUAUACAUAAGGAACUCCUCCAGCUCUGUGAAGAUCUCAUCUGGAAUAAAGACCCCGAGGCCACUGAGAAGCUCUUACGCUAUGCGCAGACUCAUGGCAAAGGAGGGAAGAAAGUCGUCCAGACUGACGAGUGGAGGAAUGGCCCCAUUGAAGAACGCCUCGAGUAUGCCCUUGUGAAGGGUAUCGAAAAACAUAUUAUUGAGGAUACUGAAGAAGCCAGGUUAAACCAGGAAAAAUAUCCCCGGCCUCUGAAUAUAAUUGAAGGGCCUCUCAUGAACGGCAUGAAAGUUGUCGGUGACCUUUUUGGAGCUGGAAAAAUGUUUCUGCCUCAGGUUAUAAAGUCAGCUCGAGUCAUGAAGAAGGCCGUUGGCCACCUUAUUCCUUUCAUGGAAAAAGAAAGAGAAGACAAUAAAACGCAUGCUGGCAUAGAAGAAGAGGAGGACCCCUACCAGGGCACCAUCGUGUUGGCCACCGUGAAAGGGGACGUGCACGACAUAGGCAAGAACAUAGUUGGCGUUGUCCUUGGCUGCAAUAAUUUCAGAGUUAUUGAUUUAGGGGUCAUGACUCCCUGCGACAAGAUACUGAAGGCUGCCGUUGAGCACAAAGCAGAUAUAAUAGGCCUGUCAGGACUCAUCACUCCUUCCCUGGAUGAAAUGAUUUUUGUUGCCAAGGAAAUGGAGAGGUUGGCUAUAAAGAUUCCGUUGUUGAUUGGAGGGGCGACCACAUCGAGAACCCACACGGCAGUUAAAAUAGCUCCGAGAUACAGUGCGCCUGUCAUCCACGUCCUGGACGCGUCCAAGAGUGUGGUGGUGUGCUCUCAGCUAUUAGAUGAGAAUCUCAAGGAUGAAUAUUUUGAGGAGAUCUUAGAAGAAUAUGAAGAGAUCAGACAGGACCAUUACGAGUCUCUCAGGGAGAGAAGAUACUUAACGUUAAGUCAGGCUAGAAAAAAUGGUUUCCAUAUGGACUGGCUGUCGGAGGCUCCUCCAGUGAAGCCCACGUUUCUUGGGACUCGGGUCUUUGAAGACUACGAUCUGUGGAAGCUGGUGGCCUACAUCGACUGGAAGCCUUUCUUUGAUGUCUGGCAGCUCCGUGGCAAGUACCCGAAUCGGAACUUUCCCAAGAUAUUUAAGGACAAAACUGUAGGUGAAGAGGCCAGAAAAGUCUAUGAUGAUGCCCAAACCAUGCUGACGGCGCUGAUUGGCCAAAAGAAGCUCCGAGCCAGGGGCGUGGUUGGGUUCUGGCCAGCGCAGAGCGUGGGAGACGACAUCCACCUGUACGCGGAGGGUGCGGAGCCCCAGGCUGCAGAGCCCAUCGCCACCUUCCACGGGCUCAGGCAGCAGGCCGAGAAGGACGCCGCCAGCACAGACCCCUACUACUGCCUCUCGGACUUCAUCGCGCCGCUGCACUCGGGCGUCCGGGACUACCUGGGCCUGUUCGCCGUUGCCUGCUUCGGGGUGGAGGAGCUGAGCAGGGCCUAUGAGCGGGAGUGUGAUGACUACAGCAGCAUCAUGGUCAAGGCCCUGGGAGACCGGCUGGCCGAGGCCUUUGCGGAGGAGCUCCACGAGAGGGUCCGCCGGGAGCUGUGGGCCUACCACAGCCACGAGCAGCUGGACGCCGCCGACCUGCGCAGGCUGCGCUACGAGGGCAUCCGCCCGGCUCCUGGCUACCCCAGCCAGCCCGACCACACCGAGAAGCUCACCAUGUGGAAACUGGCCGACGUGGAGCGCUGCACGGGCAUCAGGUUAACAGAAUCUUUAGCGAUGACACCUGCUUCAGCAGUAUCUGGCCUCUACUUCUCCAAUUUGAAGUCCAAAUACUUUGCAGUGGGGAAAAUUUCCAAGGACCAGAUUGAGGAUUAUGCUUUGAGGAAGAGCAUGUCUGUGGCUGACGUUGAGAAAUGGCUGGGACCCAUCUUGGGAUACGAUGCAGAAUUCCACCUAUAAACAAAAUGACGUGUGGAGAACGCUGCUCAGUGUUGCAGGCUCUCAGCUUCCACCUGCAGAAUUUACCAACGCCUCUAGGGGCAAGUGGUCCCAGAUGCCAGACUCCCCCCUGGGCCUCCUUUCUUCCUUAGAACUGUGAUUCCUCGCUGCUUCGGUGGCUCUCUGAUGCCUCCCAACAGAUGUAGUUUUAGUUGCACCAGCCUCGCUCGCUGUUCUUGGGGGAAGAACCACUUCCAGAAGUGGAAAUUUGGGAGGUGACAUUUGGACCAAGACCUGAGUGAGAAAAGGCUGGCAUCGUCAGGACCCGGGAUCUGGGGAAGAGUGCUAAGGCCAGGAGAUAUCAAGAACAGUAACUUGCAGUGAGUGAAAACGUGGCUAUCUGUGUCCAAGGAGUAGACAGGCUAUUGUGGGUGAGGAUCGGUAAAUGAGGAGGAGAACGGUAGGGUGAGAGGCCAGCUAGGUAGCCGGGGCCAGACCAUGUGGGUGCUGGAGGUCAUGGAAAGGAACACAGGCCCUUCCCUUAAAGAAGAUUCAGAGGGAUGUGGACACAUGUGUUCGUGGAAAGGGCUCCUUCUUCUUGGAACUGGCAUCGUAGAGUGGCUCAUGGAUUUGUUCAGUUCCCAAACACUUGCAAUAAAUGAUCCAGUGGUCCUACGUGUAGAUCUGAAAACCAACGAGAAUUCCUAAGUUUUUGGCUUAUUCAUAAACCAGGCAGUUUCCCUCCAUCAGAGCACAUUGCUAGAGAGAGCAAAUGGGAAUAAACUCAGAAAUGCCAUUCGUUGGCAGAUAGUAGCUGCUGGGAUGCUAGGGAAAUGGCCAGUUGAUUGGAUGCUUUUCCAUCCUCCUUUUUUCUUUUCCUUCUUCCUCCUUCUUUCUCUCCAUUACCUGUUGCUUCCAUGCCAUCCAGUGUGCCAUCC
Molecule: messenger RNA, 4824 nt
Organism: Acinonyx jubatus (cheetah)
Lineage: Eukaryota; Metazoa; Chordata; Mammalia; Carnivora; Felidae
Gene: MTR
Product: 5-methyltetrahydrofolate-homocysteine methyltransferase
Exons: 34
Coding region: 101-3907 (1268 amino acids)
Biological process (GO): pteridine-containing compound metabolic process
Molecular function (GO): cobalamin binding; zinc ion binding; methionine synthase activity
Source: RefSeq, a predicted model, not a curated record